Messenger RNA from Periconia digitata, 846 nucleotides. The record is from the annotation of a GenBank genome assembly. Lineage: Eukaryota; Fungi; Ascomycota; Dothideomycetes; Pleosporales; Periconiaceae.
CGUUUACCACUUGCGCAAGCCAUCCUUUCCUGCUCAGCUCCCUGUUGUCCCCACCCGCCCGUUCUUCCCAGCCCUGAAAUACCGCUGCCAUCGCUUCUCGCAAUGGUCAACCUCCUCAGAACCACCAUGGCGCUUAUGGCCGUCGGCGUCACGCUGGCUACACAAUCCAUCUCGCUUUCCAACUUUACCCCAAGAAUCGAAAAUCUGCCUAUAACCUGCCAAAACGCCUACGAGUCCUCCAUCCAAGGUUGCACCAAGGACGACUUUGGCGGCAGCUGCAGCUCAAGCUGCAUUCAAGGACUAAACCGCAUCACGACAGUCGUUGUUGCCAACUGCAAAAGCGUCAAUGUCCCGGGCAAUUCCAUCAUAGGCGUCUUCAUGGCGGGUGGAGGUGUCCAGGCACUUUGCCCAAACGUCCAAGCGACGACGGCUCCAAGCAGCUCGGCGACACCUCCUCCACAAACGAGCACGAUACCUGCACCACCGCCUCCCACGACAAGCUCCUCUUCUCAAGCCGACGAGACGCCCGAAUCAUCCACAACACCUUCACCGGAGAGUACGGACGCGAGCUCCUCUGACCCAUCAACAACGUCAACAUCGUCGACAGCAUCAUCGUCAACCGACGUUGCUACGUCGUCGUCUAGUAGCGACCCCCCACAACUGUCAACUGCCACAGGCAGUCCGCCACCCCUACCCAGCCAGACCGAGAGCUCGCAAAGGGCGAGUCAGAACCCGGGUGGAGGUUCACCAUUCGACAUAGGGGCAUCCGCUCCCGCAACGCAGUUGCAACCACGCAAAAUCACCCUGUUUGCGAUGCUUGGUCUAGUCUUGGUACUGGCGACAUGA